This is a messenger RNA of Aspergillus caelatus, 3627 nucleotides long. RefSeq names its product DDT domain protein. The transcript is spliced from 8 exons. The record is from RefSeq and is a predicted model, not a curated record. Lineage: Eukaryota; Fungi; Ascomycota; Eurotiomycetes; Eurotiales; Aspergillaceae. The coding region runs from base 273 to 3275 and encodes 1000 amino acids.
UUUCAUACUAUCUCGUCCUCGUCCUUCCUCACGCGACCUCCCACACGACACCUGGUUUUUGGAUAUCAACCAGCAUUGCGGAUCCACAUUGCUGCCGAGCUCUCUUGCAGCUACACGAUUUUCUGGAUUUUUGUUCUCGUGUCGGGGCUACCAUACUCCCGCGCACCCGUGUGCAGCGCGAUUGGAGACGCGUUCGUUCAAUCGUCCAUGUUCAACGACAUCACCAAUAAUCUAUGCUAAAUUGGCGCAUUUCUUCCAUUCCCUAGAGGACCAUGGUGCUGUUCAAGCGGAAGCCCGUCCAAUACCUUCCCCGACCCGUUAUUGAAGAUGACAGUUCCGAGGUCUGGGUCAUCCCGGAGACCAACGAAGUCUUUACUCAGUAUGAGCCGUAUCUUCAGCGAAUGGACUUCUACAAACAGAGAAGAUUUAUCUGCGAGAUUACAGGCCAUUCAGGCUUGACAUUCUUCGAAGCGCUUAGGUCGGAACUGGAGGAAUCGCGGGAAGUUAAUAACACAUUCCCUGACGCUUUGAAGGAGCCCAUCUUGCGAAGGAUUCAAUUCUCCACUGUAUCGCGGGUCGACAACCUUGUGGAUGAGAUUUAUGAAGAGUAUAAGCAGGACUUUUACCCUGGCGAACCGGUAUUGAUAUUGCUGGAUGAUAACACACGUUUACAUGGUAUGAUCAGAGACAAAGCCAAUUUCGCAGAACAACUGCAUCCGGACGGCACCGUUAAAGCACCAGCGUACGCGACAUAUCUCGUAAAAGUGCUAGAUCGUCCGAAUGAGGAAGCUCUAUUGGACCAAGAGCACAUUACUCGAGAUCGGAAGACUUUCACGAAACAGAUGUUGCGUGCUUUUAUCAAGAACAAUGUAACGCGGGAGUCAUGGAACGGCGCUCCCUGGUUAGUGAAACCAUCAAUUGCGGAAGAAUACAGAAUUCCCACGGAGGUACCGAAACACCUGCAAUACGGAGCUAAGGUCGCAGAAAAGAAGGCGAUGAAGAAGGCUGACCAAGAGGGUUUCUUCGGGUUUUUCGCAUCACAGCAACUACCUGAAUUAAAACCUGCCGUGAAGGGCCAAAAGUCCAAACUUUCCCAACAGGAUUUGGCGCGGUCCAAGGAGGCGCAGUUCCUUGAAUAUCAAAGGUCUCUCAAUGGCAACCCGACUUUUGUUGUCAGCAACAAAACCUCGGGAGCCGCUCGUUCGUCCAAAUCUCAGGAUACCGAAAAGAAAUCGCAGACUGCUACUGCAGUGGUCGUCAAGACUGAAACCCCUAGACCACCAUCCCCUCCUCCGAUCAAAUAUCCUAUCGAGGAUCUAGAUAUCGCACCGGACCGCGAAAAGAAAAAGCAAAGGCCAGCUCUGAAGUUCUUGAAAGUCGACGAGACAGACGGUCCUGAUGAUGAAGACUUGCUGCAUGACGACAUCGACAUGAAGUCAGUUGGAUUGCUUCUUGAGACGUGGAAUACUCUCAACGUGUACUGUGAAGUUUUUCAGUUGGACUCGUUUACCUUCGACGAUUUUCUCCAGGCCAUGCGCUUUUCAUCUGAGGAAGUAGACUGCGAACUGCUCGUUGAGGUACAUUGUGCUGUUUUGAAGAAGCUGGUAAAUUCCGAGAAGGAUGAAAAUGGUGCUGUGCAGAUAUCGCUCCCCGACCUUCCAGCAGAUGACUCCGAAUCCGACGAAGAGGAUCAAGAAGAGGAAGUCGAAGAAACUCCCGAGCCCGAACCGGUGGUGACUAGAAUGACUACUCGGAGUAGCCUGGCCAAGGCAGAAGCGGAAAACCUGAAGGCACAGGCAAACCGCAGCCGCUCUAAUUCAGUGGAGGUCAAAAUUCAUCGGGCUGCCGAGAUGUUUGGAGAUUAUGGUUGGAUAGAUCGUCUCCGGAAGCGAGACUUCCGCAACGGUGGUUGGGAGUUGGUCAUGGUAGGGCUACUGCACCAACUAUCCGCUCGCCCACGGAUGGAGAAGGUCUGUAAUGAUAUACUCAAGCAUUUAGCUCCUCUUGAUGCGGAGCCGACCCAAGAUACUGUCCAGCGCCAGUAUGCUACCCUCGAUAUUAACCUGCGCGUUGAAGCCCUUCAAAUCAUAUGCAUGCUCAGCCUGGAGACCAAAGCCAUUCGAAAUUAUCUAGAGGAAUGUAGUAACCAAAUGACCGAGUUCCGCAAAGAGAAGAUCGAAUAUCAGAAGGCUCGUAAAGCAGGGCUCGAAGAACUUCGACGGUUACACCAAGAACGGAAAGCACUCCAGCCUGAGCCAGAAAAGUCCCCCUCUCCAGCGCCAGAAAUGGAAGCACUGGAAGACUCCAAGAUGACCGGAGUUGACGGAGAGUCUGAUCAAGUCGCGGAUUCCGAAGAGGAAGAGGAAGUUCCCCAACGGUCGCUGCGCGGAGGAUUGGAUAGGGUUCUUGAGAGGAAACGGAAGCACGAAGAAGAGCAGAAACGAAAGGAACAGUUGGCGAAACAGCCGAAGGGCACGAAGCAGUAUCAGAGGGUGCUGAAAAAGAUCGAUGACCAAAAAGCGAACAUCGAAAAGCUCGAAGAGAAGAUCGACGUGGUGGACAACGAUUUAAGAGAAGCCGAUUGCCCACGUACCAGAUGUCUUGGAAAGGACAGGUUUUGUAACCGAUAUUGGUGGUUCGAGCGAAACGCAAUGCCAUACGGGGGGAUGCCGAACAGUUCAACGGCAGAGGCACAAUUUGCCAAUGGCCGCUUAUGGGUUCAAGGCCCUGACGAAAUGGAGCGUGUAGGGUUCAUUGACGUGCCUGAAGAUCAGAAGAAGCAAUACCAGAAAGAAUUCCAUAUGACUCCAGCGGAUCGCAAGAAGGCCGAAGAAGGACCGACCAGACUCUCGAACGCGGAUGAAUGGGGCUACUAUGAUGACCCUGAUGCUUUGGACAAACUAAUCGAUUGGCUUGACUCACGGGGCAAUCGAGAGUUGAGAUUACGCAAAGAGCUGUUGCUUCAGCGUGACAACAUUGUCAAGUACAUGAAGUUCCGUACGGAAUAUCUUGCGCAGACGGCCGAAAGGGCUGAGUCGGAGGAGAUACCCACGAAGCGGAUGACGACCAGAAACAAGACCUACGUGGACGACCACAAGCACCGUUGCCUGAGCUGGCAUAACACGACGGCUAUGUCUGAGAACGGACAUCUUCAUAUAGAUGCUUCGCGACCAACCAAGCGAGCCAAGAGGGCCACUGACGACCCCAAGGAGAUCAAGGCAGUUAAUCGCCAGGGCAAACCCUUGACAAGGCAAGGCUCACGUUACCACUUCUAGAACUUCCGUUUUUGACUCGGUCGGCGUUUUUAUGGGACCUUUUAUGGGGUUUAAGGAUACAUUUGGGGGAGCGGCAAGCAAAUAAAAAGGUCUUUUCACUGGUAUACACGAGCAACGAGACCAUGAAAGUUUGGAUCGCAACACAUAUCUUUUAUGUACAAAGUGAGGAUAUAUUGCAUCGGGGAGCUGAGGAAAGUUUAGUUGGUAGACGUUUGUAUAUAGAUCAACUCUCUAGUAGCUUUUCAGCUGACGGGAGGGAAAACUUGUUGCACUGCAGAUGAAGCAUCAGGACAUAGAGACAUAAUAGAGCACCAUCAAUGAGAACAUAACUGGUUUUCCAAGCACCAUUUGG